Molecule: messenger RNA, 1344 nt
Organism: Centropristis striata (black sea bass)
Lineage: Eukaryota; Metazoa; Chordata; Actinopteri; Perciformes; Serranidae
Gene: larp6b
Product: La ribonucleoprotein 6, translational regulator b
Exons: 4
Coding region: 187-1320 (377 amino acids)
Cellular component (GO): nucleus
Molecular function (GO): mRNA binding
Source: RefSeq, a predicted model, not a curated record
UAACUGUUGAAAAGCCUGCAAAGGUUAUAGGUUGUUUAUUUAUGCUAAGUGUAAUUAAUCUAACAUAUGGCUGAGCUGUUAAUUAAAACUAUGGAGACAAACAGCCUGCAGCUUUUCCUGAAUACCCAUCUUUACUAAGAGACAGCUCAGCUCAGUGACCUGAUAUCACUAUCCUUUGGAGAUACAAUGAGUAAUCCGAUUGGAGAUGAUGCACAAUCUGGCCGAGAUGAAGAAGACCGUGAAGGUGAGUUGCUCUGCUUGAAGAUUAAAGCCCAGUUGGAGGAUUUGUUCUCCGACAGCCACCUGGCAGAGGACGGCUUCCUGCUGAAGCAUGUGCAGAAGAACAAGCAGGGCUACGUCAGUCUCAAGCUCCUCACUUGUUUGAAAAAGAUAAAGGUCCUGACCACAAACUGGUACAUGACUCUAGCAGGAGCAGAGUACUCCGAGCUACUGGAGGUGAACGAUGAAAGCACCAAAGUGAGGCGGAUAGAGCCGCUCCCCAAGUGGCUGCUGUAUUCCCCCACCAGCAAGCUCCUCCUCGCCUGGAACCUUUCUGAGGAGGAAACGACAGGAGAAGAAGGAGACCUUGUGCAGCCUUCCCUCUCUGAGAGGAUCCUCAAGAAAGUCAGCGCUCAUGGCAAACCGUCUUCAUCCUGGAUCCUGCAUCCUGGCAAAGAGCUUCCCAAGGUGCUGCAGUGCUACGGUAAGCGCCACAAGGAGCUCGGCCAGCAUUUGUGUGUCGUGGUGAAGUUUGAUCGUUUGGAGGAAGUUCGUCAGGUCUACGAUGCCUUGAAAGCAGAAGAAGACGGCAGAGGCAUGUGUGUGGUACCUUUGGGAUUCCAGUCAGUGCAUAAUAUCACUAAGGACAAACCAUCAGAGGACAAGAGCCAACCUGAGGGCAUACCUUCUCAGGAAAAUCCACUUGAAACCUCAGAGGAUUCAAUCCAGGAGGAACCCUCUGCACCAGCUAAAGUUCCUGACGAGACUCCAGACACGUCUCAGUCCUCAGAGAACUCUGUGCAAAGACCCUCUAAGCAGAUCUCAAGCAGCUACAGCAGCCAGCCCUUCUCCGGUUUGACUCAGAGGUACAGUAAGAAGAGCUGGUGCUCUGGAGACUACGAUAGAGAGAAUUCUCAGAGCCCCUGGGUGCUCAGGCGCAAAUUUGCAGCCAGUGUAUUAAACCCCAAGGUGGAUCUGCAAGUGAGCGCACCCUGUUUGAUGCAAAGAGUGCUACGCCAGCCCCUCGGCCCUGACGGCACCAAGGGCUUUCAGAGCAGAAGGAAGCAGCUGCAGCUCGGUGGCAGACUUGUAAUUAUAUAACCUGAUGAAGGAAAUAAAAUAUCU